This is a messenger RNA of Morus notabilis, 4050 nucleotides long. Its product is annotated as squamosa promoter-binding-like protein 12. The record is from RefSeq and is a predicted model, not a curated record. Lineage: Eukaryota; Viridiplantae; Streptophyta; Magnoliopsida; Rosales; Moraceae. The transcript is spliced from 11 exons. The coding region runs from base 498 to 3569 and encodes 1023 amino acids. Gene Ontology annotation, cellular component: nucleus. Gene Ontology annotation, molecular function: DNA binding.
CUCUCUCACAACAGAAGCGAAAAGAAGUCAUUUUUUCCAACUAUUUUCUCUCCUUCUCCUGUUCAAAGCUCUCACCUUCCUCCGUAGCUCCCACUCAGAACUCGUAGCUAAAAGCGAUGGAAUCAAGCUUCUGUUGGGAAAAUAAAUAAAUAAAUGAGAAGCGAAAAAGAAGUAAUAAUUGCGUAAUGUGAGACAAAGUGGAUGGACUGGAGAAAAUUUGAUGUUUAACUGUUUGAAUUUGGGGGAUAUAUUAAUUUUGAUUGCUACUGUUGGGAAAAAAGAGGACAAAAAAAGAACGAAGAAAUAAUUGGGUAAUGCAAGAGAGUUAGAGUGAGAGAGAAAUUGAUUUCUAAUUGGGAGCAGAUUUCCACUGCUUUUGUUGGGAAAGAAAAACGACAAAAAACAAAAACAAAAAAACAAAAGAAAUAAAUAUGGGCGUGAUAUAGUGGUGAAAAUUUGAUCUCUAACAUAAUUGGGAGAGAAGAUUAAAGGUAGAAAUGGAGGCGAAAUUUGGAGGCAAGGGUCGUCACCACAAGCAUUUAUGUGGGCCAGUGGUCGGUGGGAAGAAGAGCUCUUCAUUUGAGUGGGAUUUGAAUGACUGGAGAUGGGACGGCGAUCUCUGCACAGCCACGCCGUUGAGCUCACUCCCCGCACCGGCAUCCGCACCCGCACCCAACUGUUGUUCCUCUCUUUCGGACGAGAGAGAGGAGCGGGAUUCGGAGAAGCGAAGAAGGGAUGCGGUGGUGGUCGGUGAGAAUAAUGGAGAAGAAGAAAAGGGGUUGAAGCUUGGCGGGCAAGCCUACCCCAUUAUAGCAGAAGAAGGGGAGGUCAAGGCUGGGAAGAAAUCCAAGGUUGUGGGGACGGAGACUGCUGCUGCUGCUGCUGCUAUUGCUGCUGCUACUGCUGCUACUACAGGUUUGAAUUCCGGACGCAGCGCAGUUUGUCAGGUGGAGGAUUGUAGAGCUGAUCUCACCAAUGCCAAGGACUACCAUAGGAGGCAUAAAGUCUGCGAUAUGCAUUCCAAGGCGAGUAAAGCGCUUGUUGGAAGUAUUAUGCAGAGAUUUUGCCAACAAUGCAGCAGGUUUCAUGUUCUUCAAGAAUUUGAUGAAGGGAAGAGGAGUUGCCGUAGGCGUUUGGCUGGUCAUAAUAGGAGGAGGAGGAAAACACAUCCCGAAACCACAGUCAAUGGAGGCUCUCUGAAUGAUGAAAGGGGAAGCAGUUAUCUAUUGAUAAGUUUGUUGAGGAUACUCUCCAACAUGCACUCAAACAGCUCAGAUCAAACGAAGGAUCAAGAUCUUCUAUCGCAUCUGUUGAAGAGCCUUGCCAGUAUUGCUGGUACAGUUGACGGAAGGAACAUAUCAGCACUUCUGCAGGGUUCUCAAGGGUUAGUUAAUGCUGGCAUGUCCGUUGAGGCGUCAAAAAAGCCGCUAGAUAUGAUUUCUGAUGGCCUUGAACCCUGUAAGCCUUAUGGUUCAACAUCUAAGGUGGACAAUCCCACAAAUCUUGAGGCACCUUCAAACUUUGAAGGGCAAUGUCCAAGAGUCUAUGUCUCAGAUAUGGCACCAACGAGAAUAUCUUCAGGUGCAGGGUUGAUGGAUCCACUUCAGUCAGUAGACAGCUUGAAAGCAAAAUCCAUCUCACCGGACAAGAUAGUUGGGAGGGUUAAAUUCAAUGACAUCGACUUGAAUAACAUAUACGAUGAUUCACAGGACCAUGUAGAAAACCCAGGUAGUUCUCAAUUACUGGUAACUUCAGAAACGAUGACCCCAGAAAAUCCCAUGUGUAUACAGAAGGGAUCGCACAAGCCUAGCCCUUCUCAGCCAAGUCAGAACUCAGAUUCAGCCACUACUCAGUCACCAUCUAGUUCCAGUGGAGAGGCUCAGAGUUGCACUGAUCGAAUUGUCUUUAAACUCUUUGGAAAGGACCCAAGUGAUCUUCCUUUUGAGUUGCGAAGACAGAUCCUUAACUGGUUAUCCCGCAGUCCUACUGAUAUUGAGAGUUACAUACGGCCAGGCUGCAUCAUAUUGACAAUAUAUCUCCAUCUAGAAAAAUCAACUAGGGAGGAGCUAUGCUGUGAUCUGGGUUCCAUUUUGAAGAGGAUGUUAGAUGCAUCUAACGAUCCUUUCUGGAAAACAGGAUGGAUGUAUUCUAGGGUGCAGAAUUAUGUGGCAUUUACAUAUAACGGUCAGCUCAUCUUAGACACGCCUUUACCUCUAAAAAGCUAUAAAAGCUGCAGAAUUUCAAGCAUCAAACCAGUUGCAGUUUCAUUGUCAGACAGAACUCAGUUUGUAGUGAAGGGCUUUAACCUAUUUUGUCCCAGCACGAGGUUACUAUGUGCAUUAGAUGGGAAAUAUCUGCUUCAGGAAACUUGUUAUGAGUUGAUGGAUGAUGCUGAUGCGACCAUUGAGCAUGAUGAGAUCCAAUGUCUCAGAUUCUCCUGUUCUAUACCAAGUGUUACUGGGAGAGGAUUCAUAGAGAUUGAAGAUCAUGGUCUCAGUAGCAGUUAUUUUCCGUUUAUAGUUGCUGAGCAAGAAGUAUGUUCGGAGCUUUGUAUGCUGGAGGGUGCAAUAGAGCUGGAUGAAACUGGUGAUGUUGGAGGGCAAGGGAAUAGAGUGGAAGCCAAGAACCAAGCCAUGGACUUUAUACAUGAAAUGGGUUGGUUGCUUCACAGAAGUCAUGUCAAGUUUAGACUGGGUCAUUUGGAUCCAAACUCUUCUCCAUUCCCUUUCGGAAGGUUCAGGCGGCUGAUGGAAUUUUCCAUGGAGCAUGAUUGGUGUUUUGUUGUAAAGAAACUCUUGGGCAUUUUGUUCGAGGGUACUGUUGACGCUGGAGAGCAUCCUUCGAUUGAGGUGGCAAUAUUAGACAUGGGUCUCCUCCACAGAGCAGUAAGGAGAAACUGCAGGCCUAUGGUAGAACUCUUGUUAAAAUUCGUCCCGCAUAAAGCUAGGGAUGAACAAGGAUCAGAGGAGAGCCAAGAGGUUGACAAGGGCAGUUGGAGCUUUUUAUUUAAACCCGAUGUUGGAGGGCCCAUGGGGCUGACUCCUCUUCAUAUUGCAGCCAGUCUGGAUGCCUGUGAGAGUGUAUUAGAUGCUUUGACGGAUGAUCCUGGAAAGGUGGGAGUUGAAGCGUGGAAAAGUGCACUGGAUGAAACUGGGUUGACGCCGAAUGAUUAUGCAUGCCUGAGAGGCCACUAUUCCUACAUUCAUCUUGUGCAGAGGAAAACGAGAAAAGGAUUGGAAAGUGGGCAUGUGGUGGUCAAUAUCCCCGGAUCACUGUUAGACUCCAACACAGAGCAGAAGCAACCAGACGGGCAUAAGACAUCAAAAGUUGCCAGCUUGGAGGUUGGCAAGUUCCAAACAAAAACAAUGCAGCAACAUUGCAGGGUGUGCCAGCAGCACAAGUUAACUUAUGGAAACAGGAGUUCACUGGUCUAUAGGCCAGCGAUGCUCUCGAUGGUGGCGAUUGCUGCCGUCUGUGUGUGUGUCGCUUUGCUCUUCAAGAGCUCGCCGGAAGUGCUGUAUGUGUUCAAGCCCUUCAGGUGGGAAAAGUUGAAGUAUGGAUCAAGCUAAAAUGGUUAUUUCUUGUUAUUUUACAGAAGCUAUUAGCCUUCUUUUGAUCUUUAUCCAUUUCCCUCAAAAGAAAGACUCUAGGAAGCAUAACGUAUGUACAAAAAUGGUGGUAUAUGUUGAGUAUAUACAGUGAACAAUUUAAAACAUGUAUAGGAGUAAUUUCAGUAAUAAAAUUAAGGGAGGAAACAGACUGAGUAGUAUUUUUGGAUUUUGUUACGUGAAUUAGAUCUUAUUACUGAACUGCAUUUUGGAGUUAGUUGCCCAAAAAAUAAAAAGGGAAGGAUUCUGGAGCUCUCAAAAUGCUUGGCCUUGAAUGGUUCGGACACAAUGUAAUUUUGCAUAUAGAAAACCAAAACUCCCAACAUAUUUUCCAGUUCAAAGCGAUACCGUUGUUGCUCUUUGAGGCUAAUGACUGUUGAUUUAUUUGAUAAUGGCUAAAAGCUAAUUGAGUUGGGUACGAUUUAGAUUUGUAAUGACUGAA